Chlamydomonas reinhardtii is the source of this 1879-nucleotide messenger RNA. RefSeq lists its product as uncharacterized. The record is from RefSeq and is a predicted model, not a curated record. Lineage: Eukaryota; Viridiplantae; Chlorophyta; Chlorophyceae; Chlamydomonadales; Chlamydomonadaceae. Gene Ontology annotation, molecular function: cyclin binding; cyclin-dependent protein serine/threonine kinase activity; ATP binding. The transcript is spliced from 8 exons. Gene Ontology annotation, biological process: protein phosphorylation; signal transduction; G1/S transition of mitotic cell cycle. Gene Ontology annotation, cellular component: cyclin-dependent protein kinase holoenzyme complex; cytoplasm; nucleus. The coding region runs from base 257 to 1237 and encodes 326 amino acids.
GUUCACGAUUGAAAUGGCGCGAAGUCGUCCAGGUACCCGCACAGCGAUCCUUGCACAUAAAGCGUCACCCAUAACGCGUGUUUAGCAGAAAACAACACCUUAACCUCGAUCCUCUGCAUGCCAAGCCCCUGAAACUGGCCAGUAACCUGGAGAGCACCCUGCUAGAAGUCGAGUGAGGGUCGGAGGCGCAGCAAGACUGGCCGCAGUUGCUCGCGGGCCACUUGGCCCGCCUGCAGGUGGCGCUGGGGGCCUAAUCAUGGACAAGUAUGAGAAGCUCGAGCGGGCUGGAGAGGGCACUUAUGGUGUCGUCUUCAAAGCUCGCGACCGAUACACCAACGAAAUUGUAGCGCUGAAGAAAAUUAGGCUGGAGCAGGAGGAUGAGGGCGUGCCUAGCACAGCCAUUCGGGAAAUUUCGUUCCUUAAAGAGCUGCGCCACGACAAUGUUGUCCGGCUCUACGACGUGCUCUACAGCGACCGCCGAUUGUACUUGGUGUUCGAAUUCCUGGACCUGGACCUUAAAAAGCAGAUGGACCAGACGCCGAACUUCAGCCGGAAUCAGCGCGUCAUCAAGAUGUACAUGUGGCAGAUGCUGAGCGGUAUCGCCUUCUGCCACUCGCGGCGUAUCCUGCACCGCGAUCUGAAGCCGCAGAACCUGCUCAUCGACCGCUCGCGCAACACGCUCAAGCUGGCGGACUUCGGGCUGGCGCGCGCGUUCGGGAUUCCCGUGCGCGCUUACACGCACGAGGUAGUGACACUGUGGUACCGCGCACCCGAGAUCCUGCUGGGCAGCAAGACCUACUCCACCCCCGUGGACAUCUGGUCCAUCGGCUGCAUCUUUGCCGAGAUGGUCAACCACCGCCCGCUGUUCCCGGGCGACUCGGAAAUUGACCAGCUGCACAAGAUUUUCCAGCUGCUGGGCACUCCUGAUGAGGCCAUGUGGGCGGGCUGCAGCGCGCUGCCCGACUUCAAGGACACCUUCCCCAAGUGGCGCCCCCAGAACCUGGGGGCAGCGGUCCCAACCCUAAGCCCCGAGGGCGUGGACUUGCUGGCGCGCAUGCUGGUGUACACGCCACAGCACCGCAUCACGGCCAGCGCGGCCAUGGAGCACGCCUACUUCAACGAGAUCCGCGACACCAUGCGGGCCGCAGUGGCGCCGGGCGGGGGCGGCAUGGGAGGUGGCAUGGGCGGCAUGGGGGCGAUGGGAGGGAUGGGCGGCGGAAUGGGCGUGAUGCGCUGAUGAGCAGCAGCACCGGUGCCGGCGUGCAGCGACAGGUGGUUUCAUGUGGUGGAGAACCGUGCCAUAUUGGCUGAAAGUGCCGGUGUGAGCGCGGGCAGGCUGGACAUAGGUUUGCUGGCGCAAGCGUGGUCUCAGGGGCGUAUUGUUUGCUGCAAGGAGAUAUACGGAUACGGCGGCGUGCAAAUGGACUUUCUAUGCGGUGACUAGGCAUUUAUUCUUCACGGCAGGUGGGGCUAAUAGUUGCGGGUCACAUCCCGCUACGACUGACAUACCGUUAGCGUUUGACUUGGUUCUAUGUGGAUAUGGGUCGGCAAAUGCAAGAGCGUGCGGAGGUGGGCGCUUCCGCAGCGGCCAAAGUGAAUCCCGUGAGAGGCGUGUGUGGUCCGUCGUUUGCGCCUGGUAGUCAGGCAGGUCAGCCGACAUGGCAGUGUCAGGGAUGAAGUGUACGGCAAUGGGCACUACGGGCACGUGAACUUCUGGUGCACGGCUCAACGGCCGGCGCUUGUGGUAGCUCGGGACGAAUUUGAGCAUGGGACUUGUACAGAGUGGGGUCGGCAGGGGCCCUGCCGCAGGGCGCACGGUCAUGGGAACACACCAGAGCAAUGGCUGUAAGCCAGGGGUUCGCUGUAACUUGCGCCCUGA